Spinacia oleracea (spinach) is the source of this 1311-nucleotide messenger RNA. Its product is annotated as MADS-box transcription factor 23. NCBI's taxonomy places the organism in Eukaryota, Viridiplantae, Streptophyta, Magnoliopsida, Caryophyllales, Amaranthaceae. Bases 235 to 939 code for a protein of 234 amino acids. The transcript is spliced from 8 exons. The record is from RefSeq and is a predicted model, not a curated record. Gene Ontology annotation, biological process: positive regulation of transcription by RNA polymerase II. Gene Ontology annotation, molecular function: DNA-binding transcription factor activity; protein dimerization activity; RNA polymerase II transcription regulatory region sequence-specific DNA binding. Gene Ontology annotation, cellular component: nucleus.
ACCCGACCCGCUGCAUUAGUGCUGCAACUUUUUCAACUCUGUUGAGAGCCAAGACCCCCAAGAAAUGCAGCACCAUACAAGUAUAUUUUUCCAAUAACUCCCCCAAUUACAAAUCUAUCUUCUUGUGUGUGAGUUGUGACUUGUAAGUUAGUUAUUUGACCUACAAAUCGCACUUGCCAUUUUCUGAUCAUCAAAACUCAGCAAUUUAGGUUGAAAAAUCGAGAAAUCAGAAAAAUGGGAAGGGGAAAGAUCUCGAUCGAGAGGAUUGACAACUUGACAAGCAGACAAGUAACCUUUACUAAGAGAAGGAAAGGGUUGUUCAAGAAGGCUAAGGAGCUCUCCAUCCUUUGCGAUGCCGAGGUUGGAAUCAUUAUCUUCUCUAGCACCGGCAAGGUCUAUGAAAUUGCAAGUCAUUGCAUGCAGUCAUUGUUGGAGCGGUACUACAAAGCAAAUGAGGAGAAUCAAGUGCUCAAUCCUACUUCUGAGGCCCAGUUAUGGAAGGUUGAAGCUGAGGGUUUAAGGCAACAGCUAGAGGAUUUGAGGAAGAACAGCAGGCAGUUGUUGGGGGAAGAGCUUUCAGAAUUAAGCAUUGAGCAUUUGGAAACCCUAGAGGCCCAGUUGGAGAUGGGCACAAGGUCCAUUCGUUUAAGGAAGGAGGAAAUCUUCAAAAACAAAAUACAAGAACUGAACAAAACGGAGAUUAUGGUGCACCAGGAAAACAUGGAAUUGCACAAGAAGAUAAAUCUCAUGCGUCAAGAAAUGGUAGAAUUGCAGAAGAAGAAUGAGGUCAAUCAUGAGAUUAAUGACACCAAUAUGACCAAUUUAACUAUCCAGGUUUCUGGAGGACAAGGAAAGGAUGAUCAGGAAGGUGGUGGAGCCUCUAGCAGCGCGGCAUCAGCAUACGACACCUAUGAUCCCAUUGAGCUUAAGCUUAGCUAAUUAAAGACGUAAACGAGAUUAAUGGUACAAGCUUAGCUAAGCAAAGCCUUACCAAAAUCCAAGCUUAAGGAUCGGAGCAUAUUUUGAAGCCUUCCUCACAAUUAAGCGCAAGCUUAAUUAGCAUAGAGGAUAGAUAAUUUUCUAAAUGCAUAGACUAGACUUAUGAUUGAGUGGUUUGUAUCCAUUAUUAAGCCCGAUCAAGGCCCAAAGGGCUUUGAUGUUGGGUUUGGGCCGUGAGGGGAUGUUAAGUUGCAUGCCUGAGCCUAUUAUUGCUUAUUGUAUUUUUCUUUCCUUUUUAUCCUCAAAGUUGAAAACAAUGUUGUGGUUUUCAAGAGAAGUUUCAAGUUCUAUUAUGUGACAUUCAAUCGUGAA